Messenger RNA from Synchiropus splendidus (mandarinfish), 944 nucleotides. RefSeq lists its product as uncharacterized. The coding region runs from base 102 to 944 and encodes 280 amino acids. The record is from RefSeq and is a predicted model, not a curated record. NCBI's taxonomy places the organism in Eukaryota, Metazoa, Chordata, Actinopteri, Syngnathiformes, Callionymidae. The transcript is spliced from 7 exons.
AAUGGGGUGGACGGAACCAAGAGGGAGCAGGAACAACAAUAGGGGAGGAAGUUGAACAGGUGAACAGUUUCCUUUCUUGAGCAGCCCUAUGUUCCAAGUACAUGUCAAAAGCUGCCCGCACAGACAUCCUUACCAUCCAGGCCAUUGGCUGGAACAAGCGGAAGACAGAAAAUCUUGACCGGACUUUGGCCAAACGACACAUCAAGACUGUGCAGAGGAUUGCUGAAGCGUCUGAGGAGCUCAAGAAAUUGGCUGGAGAGUUGUCUAUUCAGGAAGACACUGUUCAGCAAUGGGUGUCUGAUGUUCAACAGUGGACUGCAGAAGGACCAUGCAGUCAAAAUGAACUUGAAAAAACCAUUGAAGGACUGUAUCUCAGCAUUAAGCAGCGGAAAUAUCAGCUGUAUCGUCAGGCUGAUGGCAACAAGAGAAGACAUCUGCUUAGAAAAAAGAUUUCAGUGGAAAAGAGAUCCUUAGAAGAUGCCAUCACAAAAUACAAUGCUGUUGUGCCAGAAACUGGCAAACUCCCUUCUCCCAACAAGCUCCUGGCUGAGGAAAACUAUUCCUGGCCUUGGGAAUGUCAUGGUGAUAUGUUAAAGAAAAAAAAGGUCUUCGACAAGGUAAUGCUGCUGAACCGACUGAAGGAAGAGGAGGUCAUUGUUGUCCGUGAAGUCAAGCAGCACUGGGACUACAUGACGAAUAUGGACAGAAUGAUAGUCAAUGCAGAUGACCAGGGCGCCGCCUGGCAGAUGUCGUCCAUGGAAGCGCCACCAAACAGCGCUGCUGAAGAGGACAUGGCACUUGUGGAGUGUGCCCUGAGGCCCUCCGCGACUCCAGGUCCUGUGGCCUCAUACGCCUUCUUCAUGGCUGAGCACACCGAGUGUGCCAGCCGCUGGGAAGAAACCGAUCUCCCUUCUGUCCCUUCUCCUAGCUGUCGCCAAAGCUAA